AUGUCCUCAAUCCUUAGCAAUUACGGUAAUGUCAGCUACUUUCAAACGAUCUCAGAGUACUUAAGCCCAGUUCUAAAGUACAACGAUAGUUACUGGUUGAGAUGUUGGCAUGGUAGGACGGACGGUUUUGGUUCAGCCACAUUCCAUACCAAGUGUGACGGCAAGGGGCCGACUGUAACCAUUGUACUUGUUAAGCCUUUCUAUGUUUUUGGGGGAUAUACAGAUGUACCAUGGCAUCAAACCCGAACCUACUCAAGCUCAACUGUGUCGUUUCUGUACUCCUUGUACAACAUCAAAGGUUACCAACCUGCCAAAAUGAAGAUCAAAGUCACCAGCAGUGCAAUAUAUGGGGAUCCUGGAUUUGGCCCUACAUUUGGCAGAGGAAACGACCUCCACAUUGACACCUGGUCCUCAACUACCAGCCGUUCUUAUGCCACUGCGAAUUCUUAUGAGCCACCUCCAGGAUGUCCAGGUGCGAACUGUAUCUUUUACGUGGACGGCGCGACUUAUUUCCAGGUGGAAGACAUCGAGGUGUUUUACGAAAAAGAUCGACGUGCUCUCUAA
Exaiptasia diaphana is the source of this 564-nucleotide messenger RNA. RefSeq lists its product as uncharacterized. The coding region runs from base 1 to 564 and encodes 187 amino acids. The transcript is spliced from 2 exons. NCBI's taxonomy places the organism in Eukaryota, Metazoa, Cnidaria, Anthozoa, Actiniaria, Aiptasiidae. The record is from RefSeq and is a predicted model, not a curated record.